Molecule: messenger RNA, 2688 nt
Organism: Podospora anserina S mat+
Lineage: Eukaryota; Fungi; Ascomycota; Sordariomycetes; Sordariales; Podosporaceae
Exons: 1
Coding region: 1-2688 (895 amino acids)
Source: RefSeq, a predicted model, not a curated record
AUGGGUCUCCUCUCCAGCCUCAACCCCCUCCGCCCACGAGGAAGCGACCUUAACAACAACAACAAACUCCCUUUAUACAAGGAAGUCCCCCCAAAACACCAUAAACACUCCUUCAGCACAUCCUCCUCCCGCCGCCCCCUCCGCUCCCCAACAACAACAACAGCAGCAGCAGCAACAACCAAAGAGCGCUACUCCGACUCUGAACUCUCCCCCUCCUCCUCCGGCUCCGAAGCCGACGACGACAGCGACUACCCCACCACCUCCCCCAGCUCAUCAUCCCCAGACUCCCCCCGCCGCACCUCAACAAUAAACAUGCUCCUCCCCAAACAUGGGCAUCGUAAAACCCUACGGAGGGGGCCAGUAGCCCGGCCAAGGUUUCUAUACCGUCUCCCGAACAAGGUUAUUCGCUGGCUGUGCAUCUUGAUGAUGUCAACCAUAGUAAUCUUCAUCUUUGGCCUCAUCCGCGCGUCGCAACUAGAAAAUAAACGGAUCGCGGAGGGGAAGACGGAAGCAAUUAAAAAGCCCGUUCCUGCGGUGUGGGAGCAAUUUGAUUUUUUGACGAGGUAUUACGGGGGGGUGAGGAGGUUGGUUGGGUUGGAGGGGAAUGUGCCUGAGUAUCCGAGAUUAGGAGAGGAAAAGGGCUGGGAUGGGGGGGAGGGGACAAGGGCGGGGAAGGGGGUGCCUGAGAGUAAGGGGUUUGAGGGGUACAAGGGGGGUGUUUUGCCCCAGAAGGGGGAGGUGGAGGAGUGUUUUUUGGAGGUGGGAGGGGGGAAAGUAAAAGUUCCUGGGGUGAGGUAUCUGGAGGGGAGGCCGGAUGGGUUUCCGGACAAUGUGCUGGGGAGUUAUGAGCUUUUGGCGUUGCCGGAGGAUGUGUGCUUUGAGAGGUUUGGGAGGUAUGGGCCUUAUGGGUAUGGGUAUUCUAUUAAGAAGGGGGGGCUUGGGGUGGGCGAGCACGGGGACAGGGAGGGGGCGGGGGAGUUUCGGGGGACGGGGCAGGAGGUGGAUUAUAGGAGGGUCGACUGGGCGGAUGCGCAGAGACGGUGUUAUGAAGCCAACGCCAAAAGGUAUAAGCCUUUGGUGAGGAAGGAGGCGGCGCCGAGUGGGUUCUAUAUUGGGGAUGGAAUUAGGGGUGCGAAACUCGCUGCGCGCGAGGCCAAGACGCCCGUGGUUGAGAGCGUCAGGCCUACCGCGGCCGGACAUAACAAGACUGCGACAGAGGAAGAGAAACCUCUGCAGGAAAAUCCCCAAGGCGACCUCCCUCGCACCGCUGUCGUCCUCCGCUGCUGGGAUGAGUUUCAGUGGAAGGAGGAAGACAUCCUCAACCUCCGCGCCCUCAUCGCCGAGCUCUCUCUUGCUUCUGGCGGCCGCUACGACGUUCACCUCCUCGUCCAAGUCCGCAACGACGCCCGCAACCCCGUCUGGGCCGACGACGAAGCCUACCGCGCCCGCAUUAACGAGACCGUCCCCGAAGAGUUCCGCGGCAUCGCCACCCUCUGGUCCCAAACCCAAAUGCUCGCCGUCUACCAAGGCAUCGUCGACCUCUUCACCCGCGGUCCCGACCUCCCCGUCCACGGCUCCUACCGCGGCCUCCAAAUGGCCAUGCAGCACUUCGCCUACAACCACCCGGAAUACGAGUACUUUUGGCAAUGGGAAAUGGACAUCCGUUACACAGGCCACUACUACGACCUCCUGACCAAGCUCGAGAAUUGGUCCAAAACCCAACCUCGAAAAGGCCUCUGGGAGCGCAACAGCAGGUUCUACAUGCCUUAUGUCCACGGCUCAUGGGAGGACUUCAAGCAAAUGGCCCGCGUCCAAACCGAGCACGGGACCGUGACGGCAGAUAACAUGUGGGAUAAACUCCCCGGCUCCAUCAAAUCCCCCUCUCCCCCAGUGACAAAACCCCAAACCGAAAGCUCGGUCUGGGGUCCCUUGCGGCCAGAAGAUCCCAAAGAUUGGUUCGAGCACGAGCACGACCCUGUCCCGCCUACUUCUUACGAAAGGGAUAAAUAUACCUGGGGCGUCGGGGAAGAGCCCGAUCUCAUUACCUUGUCGCCCAUUUUCGAUCCCGAGGGAACAUCCUGGAAGCUGGCGAGUGAUAUCACGGGGUACAACACCCAACGUGGCCUCCCGCCGAGAAGAGCUCAGAUCAUCACCGCGUCUAGAAUGUCAAGACGACUACUCCUUCUCAUGCACAGGGAGACAGCCUUCAAGAAACACCACGCGUUUCCGGAAAUGUGGCCAGCCACGAUGGCGCUUCACCACGGGUUUAAGGCUGUGUAUGCACCUCACCCUGUGUUUGUCGACAGAGCCUGGCCGGCGGAUUACCUCGCACGGGUCCUCAACGGGGGGAGGAAUGGUGCCUCUGGUGGGGGCAGGACAUCGGUUUACGGUGACAAGGAGCACAACAUGAGGGGGCUGACGUGGUUCUACAACGCGGGGUUUAGUGGGAAUUUGUAUAGACGGUGGAUGGGGCUCAAGGUGAAUAAUGAUGGGGGGGAACAGUUCGAGUUGGAGGUGGACGAGACUGGGACAAAGGAUGAGAAGACGCCCGGGGGGAUGAGAGGUGGGGAGGGGAGGAUGUGUUUACCGCCCAUGUUGUUGCACCCGGUGAAGGAGGUGGAGUUGCCGGUGGAGGAGCAUAGGAGGGAGGAGGAUGAGGUUUUUGUGGAGGUUGAUCCUUCUGCUUGA